Plasmodium gaboni is the source of this 3384-nucleotide messenger RNA. RefSeq lists its product as hypothetical. Lineage: Eukaryota; Apicomplexa; Aconoidasida; Haemosporida; Plasmodiidae. Bases 1 to 3384 code for a protein of 1127 amino acids. The record is from RefSeq and is a predicted model, not a curated record. The transcript has a single exon.
AUGUCAAACAAUAAAAUUGAAUUUUAUGAACAAUCGUUGGAGGAGAAUAAAAAGAAGGAACCUUUUUCAGAUUUAAAAAUAUAUAUGAACGAUGAAAAUGUGUGUUAUGUUUCAACAAAUAAAUUAUAUGAUAUACAAAACAAAAAUGAUAUGAUAACUAAAAAUAAAGAAACGUAUAAUAAUAUGAAUGUUAUAUAUAAUAAAAAUGAAGAGAGAAUAAAAGAUGAAUCAAUACAUUUCAAUGAUCAUGUUAAUAAUGGUGUGGACACGGAUUUUUUUUAUAAUGAAUGCAGGAAUAGAACAUAUAAUAAUAUACAUAAUAAUAAUAAUAAUAUACAUAAUAAUAAUAAUAUACAUAAUAACAAUAAUGAUGAGAAGAAUAAUUCUUUUUAUAACUGUUUUAACUGUAACAGUGAUAUAAAUAAAGAUAAUGGUGUAUCAGUUAGUCCAUAUAGUAAUAAUAUAUACAUGAAAAAUGAAGAUUAUAAAGAUGAUGAAGAGGAAGAUAAAAAUGAAUCGACAACAAAUUCAAUUGAUAAAAUCUUAAGAAAUAUUCAAGAUGAUAUUUUAUUCAAAAGUAAUGAUAGCAAAACGUUGGAACAUUCUUUUAAAUAUAAUUUAUUUGAAGAAUAUAAUUAUCCUCAUACACAUAGAGAGAAAGAGGAAAACAUGUAUGAACCUAAAGAAGACAUAAAUAAAAAAAAAAAAAAAAAUGAUACAAAUCAAUUUAUAUAUAAUAAUGAAUACACACAUGAUGAAAAUAUGUAUAAGGCAUACAUCUGGUAUGACAAGAAAAAAUAUCUUUUUUUUUGGAAUAAAAAUAUAAAUGCUGAAGAUAUGAAAGAGAAUCUUCUGACCUUUUGCAAGAAACUUACAAGAGAACAUUUUUAUCUUGUUCUUAUUGAAAAAAUAUCAUAUGAAUAUAAUAAUAGCUAUCUUCAAAUAUAUGAAGAUGAUAAUUUAAAAAAUAAAAAUUUAGAUAUAGAUAAUAUUGAACAAGAAAAAGAUUCUAUAUUAUCAUGUGAAGGUAACCAUAAUAUUAUAACCCUCCCAUAUGAUGACAAGAAAAUAAUGUACUAUAAAAAAAUAGGUGAUCAUAUAUAUAAUUAUAAUUGUUUUGAUAAAAUUAAAAAUGAAAAGGAAUAUUUAAUAAUUAAUCAUAAAAUAAAAGAUAUUAAAAAAAAUGAAACAAUAAAAGAAAAUAACAUAUUAGAAAACAAAACAUUGGAUGACAAAAUAUUGGAUGACAAAAUAUUGGAUGACAAAAUAUUGGAUGACAAAAUAUUGGAUGACAAAACAUUGGAUGACAAAACAUUGGAUGACAAAAUAUUGGAUGACAACAAAUUGGAGGAGCCUCUAAAAUUUGCAGAAGUACUUAGAGCUAUUGAAUAUACAAAAGAAGGUUGUAAUUUAUUAAAGCUGACCGUUUUUAAUAUUCCUCAUUUAAGAUAUUUUUUUGUAAGUAAAGAUCUAAAUUAUAUCAAGUGGUAUUCAUCCAGAAAACUAGAUGAUCAAUGUAAGAUUUAUUUUAAUGAUAUAAAUAGUUUAGAAAUAAAUUAUAAAAAUAAUAAAUUAUUUGAACACUAUAAAAUAGAUAUUUUAAAAAAAUUAUCCUUUUGUAUUGUAUAUAAUAAUGAAAAAAAAAAAAUUAUUUUAACAUGCAAAAGUUUUUGUGAAUAUCAUUACUGGUUAACAGCUAUCAGGGCUUUGAUGUUUAAAUCUAGGAAGCUAAAAAUUAGUCGAAAUAUUUUAUUUUCUCAUUUGAAUGAUUCGUUUUUUAUAUCAGAACAAGAUGAUAUCAUCAAUAAAAGGAAUAGUCAUAAAGAUAUAAAUGAAUCUGAUUUAAAUGAUAGAAAACAUGGAGAACAUAUAAAUUCUAUUUUUCAUGACAAUUGUAAUAAUAACAUAGUUAUAGUUAAUAAGGAACAAAACAUAUGCAAUAAUACAUCUUCUUGUUGUUAUAAAAACAAGGAUAAAGAAAAUAACGUUUAUACAUCCUAUGAACAGAAAAUUAGAACAAUAUAUGCAUGUGAUAAACAAAAUUGUGAAGAUACUAAUAUGAAACAAUUAAAAUCAUUUCAUCUUUAUAAAUUAAUAUCUUUUCCAGAUUAUAAUAUUUAUCAGAUUAAAACAAAGUUUUAUUUAUUAAAGGAAAAAUUUUAUAAAUAUAAAAUAUUAAUAGAGCAGGCUUUAGAUGACUUUAUUAUAAAAACAGAAAGAGGAAAUACAAAUAAAUAUAAUGUUAUAAAUAUUACACAAAAUACUGAUGAAAUAGUAGGAAGAAAUAUAUCAAAUGGGGAAUAUAUAAAUGUGCACAGAAAUAAUAAACAUGAACAAGAUAAUGACUACAUAAAUGAGAAUGAUCAUAUAAAUAUUUAUAGAUAUAAUAACAGAAAAAGUAAUAAAAAUAAACGUGAGGAGAUAAAUAAAAAUAUAUAUGAAGAAGAUAUUUUUAAUCAUGAUUAUUAUAAUGAAUCAAAUAUAUUAAAUUCUUCAAAAUUAAAAGAAAAAAAAAAUAAAAAUAAAAAUAAUAUUCAUUGCCCAAAUGAAGAUCAUAUUGUUAAUAUAUAUGAUCAUAUAAAUACAUCUUACCCUAAUGAAGAAGAUUCUGAUCAUUUCAAAUUAUUUUUAAUUAUUAAAAUAUUUAAUAAGAUAAGUAAUAAAUUAAAAGACAUACAAAAAAAUAUUUUCCAUGUUGUUCAACUUAUUGAUAAUGAAAAGUUAGAUCAAAAUAAAAAUCAACAAACAAAUUUAUUUUCAUUUGAUAAUCUUUUAAAAUAUAGUACAGAUAUAUAUAGAGUAUUACAAGAAAAAUUUUCACAACAUGAAAAUAAAGAAAUUAUAGGACAACAAAAAGAUCUAUGUAACUUGAAUAAUGAACAAGCACACAAAGAAAUAAAUAUGCAUCAUAUGAAAAAGCUAACAAAAAUGAAAUAUAUAAAUAAUAAUAAAAGAAACAACAACAAUAAUAAUGAUAAUAAUGAUAAUAAUAAUAAUGAUCAUAAUAAUAAUAAUAAUAAUGAUGAUAAUAAUAUUUAUAAUGCAACUUUUGAUGGUAAUACAAAAAAGGAUAUAACAAAUUAUAAUCAACAAACAAUUAUAUAUACUGAUGAACAUAAUAAUUUAUUAUUAUCAAAAGGGAAGAAAAAAGAAUAUGGUUAUAAAAAAAAAAAAUUAAUUCAUCAUAUUCUCUUCCAAUUGUGGAUGUGCGAAGUAGAACUUGGAAAUAUUGAUGAUAUUUAUACUGUAUAUAUCAAUAAUAUAAAGAAACAAAAUAAUAGCAAUAAUAUAAAUAAUUUUCUUAUCAAUUUAGAUACCUCUAAAUUUAUAAAUUCCAUAUCCUCACAAUUAUCUGCAACCAUAUUGAAAUAUAUUAAUUUAUGA